ACAGGUGGCAAUGGCACGCCCAAGUGGAAAAUAGUGGAUGCACCGUACCGCCCGGUCCGUCCGUGUGGCAGCACAGCAGGCAAUAAUAACCAAACUGAUACCGGCAGCUACCGCACCUUCCUUUUGUUUUUCCAUCCAUCCAUCCAGAUAACCACCAUAACCACCUCCAUUUCCUCCCUCCCUCUCUCACUCACUGCCUUCCCUUGUACUCCACACUCUCCUCUCUCUCUCUCUAUACAUACUUAACAAUGUGGCCAUGGCGACCAAACGAAGGCAGGCCAGGCACCACCAUUCUGCAGUUGCGUCCAUCUCUCACAGCUCUCUCUCUCUCUUUCCCUGAGCAUUUUCUAGUGUGUUUCUGGCAACGAUGACACCGAUCUCCGAGCAGCAGCCCAGCAGCAAGGAGGUGCAAGGAGGACAGGCUGCUGCUGCUGCUGCUGAAACGAGUUAUUUCAGAUCAGCUCCAGUUCUUCCUGCAGGCGCGAUGCAGGACGAGGAAUCGACAUUCGGGAAGGCGAAGAGCGCGGACCAGGAGGAGAGGCAGCAGGCGGCGAGGCGCGACUUCCUCGCGGGGAUCCGGAAGCUCAUCAAGAGCUUCAAGAGCCUGUCCCACAUCUUCGAGGUGUACAAGGAGGACGACGAGGACGAGGACGAGGACAGCAUGAACAUAGAGAUCGGGUUCCCCACGGACGUGCAGCAUGUGGCACACAUCGGCCUGGACGGGUCCAGCAGCAUGUCGAGCCUGAGGGGCCUGCAGGAGGAGGCCAGGGAGCUGCUCUCCAUGUCCAGCCUCACCAUGGAGCAGUUCGAGUUCGCCAUGGCCUCACUGGCUGCUCACAAGGACCCCAAAAUGGUGGUAGAUAGAGUUGCCCCCAAUUAGUUUACUAGGAUGCCAUAAUAUAUAUAGUUUAUGCUUGUGAUCAUGGGUUAAUUUGUGCUGUAAUUCUCUUGCGUACUCUUUUUUUUUUGUAUUUUGAUGCUCUUAUUUUUGUUCUCUUUAAUUUGUUCAUGCCCUGUGCUACUUUGUAUGGAGUUCAGAAUUUUGCUUGA
Molecule: messenger RNA, 1050 nt
Organism: Oryza sativa Japonica Group (Japanese rice)
Lineage: Eukaryota; Viridiplantae; Streptophyta; Magnoliopsida; Poales; Poaceae
Source: RefSeq, a predicted model, not a curated record